AUGUCUUCGAUCCUCUCUUCUGCCACUGCCAUUGCCACCGCCGAAGCCGUGGCUCCCGUUGCCCUCUCCGCCGUUGCCGGUUUCCCCUUCAGCGGCAACCUCUCGACUGCGGGGAUGGUGCAAUUUGCUGCUAACCCCAACGGCGGUGUCACUGUCAAUCUCGACUUGACCAAGCUCCCCAAGGAUGGCGGCGACUUCUCCUACCGCAUCCACGAGCAACCGGUGGCGUGGAACUCCGACAACUGCGAUGGUGCUGGCCCCAUGUUUGACCCUUUGAGACGUGGUCUCAUCGACUGUGACGCUGCGGGCAACGAUGCCCUCUGCGCUGUGGGUGACCUUUCGGGCAAGCACGGUAAGUUCCACUCUACCUGCUACCAAACUACCUUCGACGACCCUUACUUGUCGUUGGACCCGCUGUCGCCGAACUACAUUGUCGGUAGAUCCCUCGUGGUCUUCCACAACAACGCUCCUUUGGCCUGUGCCACAAUUGCCUACGCUGACAGCCUGGUGGUUGAAGGCCAAGGCGAAGGCGAGCAGUGUCAACCUGACCCCGAAACUCCUGAAGAAGAGUUGCCUGAAGAAGAUGCUCCUGAAGAAGAAGUUCCUCAAGAGGAAACUCCCGAAGUGCCUGAGGUUCCCGAAUUCGAAGAGAGCAAAGGGUCCAUGGUGCAAGUGUCGGUGAUGGCGGCGGUGAUGGCGGCGGUGGCGAUGAUGUGA
Molecule: messenger RNA, 717 nt
Organism: Diutina rugosa
Lineage: Eukaryota; Fungi; Ascomycota; Pichiomycetes; Serinales; Debaryomycetaceae
Exons: 1
Coding region: 1-717 (238 amino acids)
Biological process (GO): superoxide metabolic process
Molecular function (GO): metal ion binding
Source: RefSeq, a predicted model, not a curated record